UUAUCAGAGGUGCUUAAACACUGCAACGCAUUCCGGGAUUGGUCCUACUUUUAAAUCUAGCACCCGGAUGAAUCCGCUGCACAGUGUUAAAUGUGUAUAGUGUGUAUGACAUUCAAUACUUCACAUCACUUUGUAGACAUAUCAAAUCAACGUAUAAACAUCAAGACCUAUAUAAAUGAAGCGUAAAUCUCUACUUAAAGAAGACAGGUUUCGAAAAACAAAGAAGAUGAAAAAGAAAUCGAAAAAGACGACCAGUACCAAUCAUGUCGCAGAUAAGAAGUCUGGUCUGUCUCUAAUUAGCACUCUUGGUCUUUUCGGUAGCCAUGAGACACAGGUGUCGGUACACGGUGAAGUUGACCUACAUAAACAUGUGAAAGAUUGUCAGAAGAAUCCAGGUCACAAAAAAUUUAUUCCAGUGGAAUCAUUUCACCUGAAUAGCCUGCCCAGAUGUUUCCGAGAUAGUCUGCUUUAUCAGCUGAUCAAAGUGACCUGCGAUCUUGCAGUCCGGGUAGAGGUCAAAUGGACCAGCCCUCGACGAGUAGAGUUUUGGCCAGAGUCUCAGCAGCCCUAUCCGUUUUACAACUCUCAGACUACAUCUGCCUCCAGAUUUGGCAGCGGGGCGCUGAUAAACGUUAUAAAACGCCAAAACGGGAUUGGCUCUGAUAUCUAUGGCCAAAUAUACGACCUGGAGACCAGACGCUGCCCGUGUCAAAAGUGCCAAGAAUCUGAUAACCCAAGCAGAAUUUGGUGGGAGUUUAUUAUCUUUACAGCAACCCACGUUGUCUUUGACGAAUAUGAGGCCGAACAUACCGUCUGUAGACUGUUCUACGACUCUAAUACAAGUAAAGGUUUCAUACUAGACCAAGCGAGUAUGUAUAGGUCAAGCAUUGGGGAAGACACUUGCGAUUUGAGUUUUGUUUUUUGUGACAAACAGGAUUUAGGCAUCAAAAUGUUUCAAAUGAUGACCACGUGGUCCAUUCUCUGGCAGAAAGUUGAAGAAAAGUUCCAUCGCUCUAGAUUGGCAUUUAUAGUCUCACACCCACAUGGUUGUGCCAAGCAGGUCAGCUUCGGCCAGUGGGUGAAAUCUUAUGAAUGGGAAAGCUACAAUCGUGACCUGGAUUUGACCAAGCUGACCUAUACCACCAGUACAUGUCCAGGCAGUAGUGGCGCUGCUGUUUACUGUGUGGGCUUCAAUGAAAUUGUGCAUAGUGGGAUGUUGAAUUCCAAGCUAAAUGUCAGUGGUAUUGGUUUCUCCUACUUGAAGAGCCGCAAUUUUAGUUUAUCAAGGCGUAUAAGAACCUGACAAGUGUUUCUAACUAUACACGCACAUUUUAGUAAUGUGAAUCGUUAUGAAAGAGAAACACAAGGUUUCACUGGCAAGAAUAGUUUUAAGUAGAAACGAAAAAAUGUAAGAUAUGUUCUAUAUUUUGACAGUGGUAUAACACGUUGGCCUUGUGUUGGUAGUAGAGGAGAGGAAUUAAUUCAGAAGACGAUCUACACAAGGAAAAUGAAAAGUGUUUACAAUACCUCCAAGUCUGAAUUUCAUGUAACCUGGAACCAGGAUCCAGGAACCUGGAAAGCUGAUCUCACAAACGGCUCUAACGAUUUGCCUAGAAAUGUACGUAUGUUGCUAACUAUUCACCAUUCACAGUAACAAACACGGGAAGCUAUUUAGUAAGGGAGAUAACUAUUUACCAUAUUGUAAUGACUUAAGUGAGGCAACUCAACGAGGCACAUAUAUCUUUAUUUACACGACAUCACAGGUACACAAAACAACAUCUAUCUUAGGCACAGUCUUUUCACUUCGGCUCUCGACUUGGGCGGAAAUCGUUCUCCUCCUAAUGUCAACAUCCUUUUCUAGUCUGGUUACUAGAAGUGCGCAUCUCUGCACUAGCCUGGAUAGCGGUGCGCAUGGGAAGAGUCAUAACAUUAUUUAUGCUGUUUUAGAUUUUUUGUCAACACAAUUUAUUUUACAAUUUGUAUUGCUAAAUUGAGUAAGUUCAGUCUUAUUAACUACUACAUUUACCAACAAAAAAUGUUUACUUUUUUUUUAAGAGAAACAAAAUCUAUUUAGUAUGGUUAUAACAUAAUUUAAAACAACAAUUAAUUUUCACCUUUCCCUUGGUCUGCUGGUAUUUAUUAUGCACAUGUACCCCUCUUACCCCCUUAAUCUCUGCCAGUUACUUUUGAUAUAAUUACAUUCUGAUAUUCUUUCUGGAAAUGUUGAAACCUGCCUUUUUAGCUUCCUUUGUGGACCGCUUUGUGUUUGUGUUUCCACCCAAACUGUCUUUGUAACCUUGUUUAAAAAAUAUUAUAUUAUAUUGGAAGAUAUUUGAAGUUUUGUAAUGGAGGUAUUGUCUUUACAAAAAAAAAAUGUAAUUUUUAAUGUUUUUAUAUUUAGUCUUCAGGUUUGACUACAAAUGAAAAAUUGCUUAUAAGAAACUAUUGUUUAUUGUUCCUGUGGUUUUGUUUUAAAACUAUACUUAAAUUCAAUAAUGAAAAUAGCGUUAUAUAUUAAAAUGAAAAUUAUUAUUUUUUUAAAUUGAUCUUUGCUUUUAUCAAGCAAGAGAAUGUACGUGUUCACAUAGAGACACUGGUACAUAUUGAGCAUUUUUUAAACUAGUUUUUCAUUUAAUUAAUCUUAGACAAACAUAACAUACUUCAUUGAAGAAAAACUUAAGAUUUAUCUGUUCAAAACAGUUUUUUAAUAAAGAUUAAUUUGUCAUUUUAACAACAUUUUUAUUUCAAAAUAUGUUAUCAUAGCGCCUAGAGCAUAAUUAUUAAUUAACAGCGCUAUAUAAGUUUAUUUAAUUAUUAUUUUUAAAAGUGAUUGUAUAUUAUGUUCAUCAAACGAUAACCCCUGAGAUCCUGGCUACUUACUGUGAGUAAUACAUAUAUGAAAAUGAAUGUUUUAAUCAGUAUCUAGUUAAACAAUCUGUUACAGUCUAUGGUUAGAUUUUUCUUUAUUUUCUUUUAGAGUUAAAAAGGUAACCUAACAAUGUACAAUGUAUGCUUUUUGAUAAGAACAUUCAAAUAAAUUAA
Messenger RNA from Biomphalaria glabrata, 3042 nucleotides. RefSeq lists its product as uncharacterized. The coding region runs from base 176 to 1303 and encodes 375 amino acids. The transcript is spliced from 5 exons. The record is from RefSeq and is a predicted model, not a curated record. NCBI's taxonomy places the organism in Eukaryota, Metazoa, Mollusca, Gastropoda, Planorbidae.